Molecule: messenger RNA, 4216 nt
Organism: Drosophila biarmipes
Lineage: Eukaryota; Metazoa; Arthropoda; Insecta; Diptera; Drosophilidae
Gene: bgcn
Product: benign gonial cell neoplasm protein
Exons: 5
Coding region: 238-3903 (1221 amino acids)
Cellular component (GO): intracellular anatomical structure
Molecular function (GO): RNA binding; protein binding
Source: RefSeq, a predicted model, not a curated record
GUAACGAAGUUUGCUUUAUUUUUCAAUAUUCCCUACACCUUUUACACAUUUUUCGAAUGUUUCGCACAACUUUGUUUGAGUAGGGACAGAGGAAUACCCCAAGCAGCAAGCUUUACCUCAGCGAAAAUACAACUCUGCUGUUUCAUUCCACCAUUCCAUUCUUUCUACGAAGCACCGACCUAACGGAAUUUAAUUUCGUGACGUGACGCGGGAAAUAGGGCGAAAUUCCCAAAUUUGAUGACAGACGAAUUGGAUCACUCCGAGAUGAACAAGAUUAUCCAGGAUAAGUAUAUUCCGCAGCAACUGCUGUACUUUAUAGCCGGCAGGAGGUGCUGCCAGCAGUUUCCGUGCACAUUCCGAUCGAGCGAGCACGAAGCCUUCGCAAAUCGCGCCCGCUCCUUGGGUCUGCGAUCCCAGAUUGUCCACAGCAAUGGGAACAGCUGCGUCAAGAUCUACAAGCAGGCAUGUCGCCACUACCUGGAGGAGCCCAAGAAACUCACUAUGUCCGCGACGGCCACGAUGGACAUGUUUACGUUGCUGGGCAGGAAGUCCUUCAUGGGCAAGGAGGAUCUGGAGCUGUCCGCGGACAUGGUCUCCCUCAAGGCCAGUGCGUCGGACUUGCCGUCAUUGCACCUUCCGCUGCCCGCCAUCCGUCCGCCGAAUCCUCGUCUCUGGACGGAUGCACAGCGCAACUUCCUGACCACCUUCCCGGGUCACCGACUGCGCGCCGAGAUCAUGUGGCCACUGUACGCCAAUCGGGUGAUUGUCCUUAACACCGAUCUUUCCUGGGACAAGUCUGUGUUCCUGCCACUGCUCAUCCUGGAUGACUGCCUGACCAAACAGUCCAACGCUAGGAUCAUCUGCAUCGAAAGGCAUGCUAUUGUGGCCACCUACAACAGCCAGCGGACGGCCAACUUCUUCGGGGAUCAGCUGGGCGAGACGGUGGGCAUCCAGUUGCCCCACUUCAGCGCUGUCAGCUGCAACACCCACAUCAUCUUCUCGACGGCCCAGUACUUCCUGCGGUCCCUGGCCAACCAGCGGUUCCGCGACAUCAGCCACCUGGUUGUAAAUGAUGUGCACCUACGUGAUCCAUACACCGAUCUGCUGCUGACCGAGAUUCGCUUCGCCUUGAAUAGCCAGCCAAAUCUACGGAUUAUUCUGCUCUCCCAGAUGGGCAGUGCCACGAUGUUCACCGGCUUUUUUGGCGAAGGAUCGGUAGUAGAUAUGAUGAAUCAACCGGAGGCGGGACCGCGCAUCUCCUACCUGGACGACCUUCACAGCUGCAUUGCCCUGGCCGGAAUUCACAAGGGCCCGGACAUUUAUAAGGAGAUCCCGGAGACUUCGGGCGGAAAGAGCCAGCGCAACGAGCAGAUGGACCAGUGCCUGCACGCCUACGGAGAGUUGGGCACGGACGCGGCCAUACGUCCCUUUCUGUAUGCCGUGAACUAUGAGCUGGUGCCUGUAAACUACCGCCACUCCCUGAACGGCAAGACGGCGGUCCACCUAGCCUCCGAGCUGAACAAGCCCAAUCACCUCCGGUUGCUGCUCUUCAUGGGCGCCGAUCCUUACAUUGUCGAUCUGUACCAGCAGAAUGCCAUCUCGCUGGCGGCCAUGAAUGGCAAUCACGAGUGCAUAGAUGUCCUGAACAACUACAGCCUGCACGGCUAUGUGGUGAAGAGCGCCAAGCCGGAUUUCGUGGACUACGAUCUUAUUAUAGACAUCAUGUAUCUGCUGCGCACCAAGCCGGAGUAUCCGCCAGGCAACAUUCUCAUCAUUUUGCCCACCUACUACCACAUUGUCAAGCUUAACUAUAUGAUCCUGAGUCACUGCCUGACUGGCAACCUGCAGGAGUGUUCCAUAUUCCUGCUGCACGAGAACAUGCGGAAGGAGUACAUCGACGCCUUGGUCAAUGCAGGCGAUGAGACCGUGAAGAUUGUGCUGACCACAGAUAUCAUUGAAUCGCUUUCGCUGAACGUGUCCUUCAAGUACGAAAUAGACACCGCCUGCCGGCAGACCAAUGUUUAUGAUAGCUCCAGCUGCAGCGGGGAGGAUCACUACGAAUGGGUGGCCAAGGAUUGCCUGCUGCGACGGGAGUCUCUUCUCGAUCUCGAAGGUGGGGAUGCACAGUGCUUCCGUUUGAUCAGCAAAAAGGCUUGCGAGGAGCUUGGGGAGACGAGCCAGCCGCGCCUGCAAACCAUGCAGCUGGACAAAAUCUGCCUCAUGGUCAAAUUUCUUUCGCCCCACAUGGUUAUUAGCGAGUAUCUGGGUUUCACCCUCUCACCACCGCCGCUGGUUAACGUGCACCAUGCCGUGCAGUUGCUCAGGAAAAUCGACGUUCUAGACGAGGCCGAAGAUGUGACCUGGCUGGGCUGUCGGCUGGUCGACAUUCCGGUGCCCUGCCAGCUCGGCCGCAUGCUGAUCUUUGGCAUUCUUUUGCGGUGCCUCGAUCCAAUACUCACCAUAGUGAGCUCCAUGUUGACGGCUGAUCCCCUGGGCAUUCCGUUCACCGAGGACGUCGACCACUUGUGGGACAGGUUCACCAUCUACAUACAGAAUCGCAUCAAGAACGAGCGGGCUCGCCUGGCCGACAAUCAGUUCUCCGAUCAUUUCGUUUUUCUGCGCCUGCUUCAGGAGUGGCAAAGUAGACUGCACAACAAGAUGCCGCCGCUGUACCUCACGGAUGAAUAUAACUUUGUACUGAAUGGUCUCAUGGAGCAGCUUAGCUUUAUUCGUUCCGAAAUUGUGAGCUCCUUGCGGUCGUCCAACUUGAUCCACAGUCGUGGCAAGCUGAGUAUGCAGAUUCUCAACCAGAUGUCCGGGAAUUGGCACAUAGUUAAGGCGGCCCUGACAGGUGGGAUGUAUCCGAAUAUCUGUGCCGUAGACGUGGGAAAAAAUUGCUUAAAGUCGGCGAAUUCCGGAAAUGUCCACAUGCAUCCCAACACAGUGCUUCGCGAGUUUUUGGAGCCCUUGGAAGUUUCGGCGCUGAACUUUCGUACCCCCUGGAUUGUGUGCAACAAGCAAAAGAACGAUAUCAAGUACGCCACCAUGGUCGUUCCCCUGGCAGUUGCCUUGUUUUGCGGUCCCACGAGAAUGCGCCUUUCUCAGAUAUGUGACAGCCAGUUGACGGCGAACGAUCGCAACGUUCACAUGUUCAUAGACGAAUGGAUUUGGAUGGUGAUGUCCAAGCCCUCGGCGGAGAUGAUCAUGAAAACGCGUCACUAUUUCUUUAGGAUGUACAACGAAGUGCUGAAGCACUGCAGCGACCAGGAGUUGUGGCGCCGCGAUGCUGCGGCAGGCUGCCAUUACUCCUACUUGACCGAGACCCUCUCGAAGAUUUUGGAGAGCGAGGAAUCUUCCGUGGGUUUUGCCAAGCCUCCGCCCAUUAGCUUCCUGCAAUCCACUCAGCUGCCAGCCUUGUAUCUUCUGAGCGUCAACGCCAAUUUCAGUUGGUCGCGCGAACUGGAAGAGCGCCAGGGAACGCUUCAGAAGCCACAACAAUUCAAUUCGCACUUCGUUGAGCGACAGUUCUUCCUGCUCUACUCGGAGGGAGAAUGCGAGGAGUUCCACAGGAAGAGCUCGCCAGCGUUUAUCGAGAGUGUUCUCGGUAAAUUCGCCAGGCCCAUCGAGUCGGCCAACCGACACAUCUUUGUGAUCCUGUACAGAAAGGAUCCAGACGUAAUGCUCAGUAUUAGUCGGGCCAAAACCAUUGACGGAGUCUUCACGCUGAAGGAAUAUUUCCGGAACUCUGUUCCGGUGUUUGAAAUUUUAGAGGCUUGUGUAUCGUUGAAUGUUAACGUGCCUGUAUUUGAUGGUCGCCUAAUGUCUUGCCUAAUUGACAAACGUGUCGGAAACUUAAUAAUGGACCUGUUUGCCUUCCGACACCAUUGGAUCCACAAGCGAUAGAGAGGCUACAGUUUCUUUGCUAUUUUCCUUGUAGGCUCGCAUUAAUAAUCAAAAUAAGUAUGUACAAUCAAACUAUGGCUGAAAUCUCCAUUGAUAAAUCUGUACGCACCUAUUGUUGUUCCUAAGUGUAUGUUAAUUUAUGGAUUUUCAAAUUAAGCGAAAACUGUCAAUCAAAAUAAUUGUGUACACUGAAUGUAGGCCAACCAAGUUGUGUGUGGCCAAGUAUUAAGUUUUAACUGAAUGUUGAUUUUUUAAUUAUGUUCCUUGAAGUGUGAAUCAAGAUGAGACAAUAAAAACCUAUGUUUUCUAUCUA